Messenger RNA from Schistocerca gregaria, 899 nucleotides. Its product is annotated as collagenase-like. NCBI's taxonomy places the organism in Eukaryota, Metazoa, Arthropoda, Insecta, Orthoptera, Acrididae. Gene Ontology annotation, biological process: proteolysis. Bases 1 to 681 code for a protein of 226 amino acids. The record is from RefSeq and is a predicted model, not a curated record. The transcript is spliced from 4 exons. Gene Ontology annotation, molecular function: serine-type endopeptidase activity.
AUGAUGAAAGGGAAGAGAGAAAAACAUAUAACCACAUGUCUGGUGAAAGUGUCACCUGACAGUUGGCGACUGCUUUCAAGUGCCCGCCACUAUUACUCCGGUAACUGCCUGUACUACCACCUCACAGUAUUGCUGGUUAUGACUUGUUGUCAAGCUAACAUGACGACUCCAAGGUGUACUACAUUCUUCUAUAUGUUUUGUUACAUGGUAGUGCUUUCCAAACUUUGGCAAUUCAAGCAUAAAAUAUUGUCAGUAUCAAUUAAUUUAACAUUUUGUCCUCAAGGUUACAUUGCGCUGGUGAUGUUGCCUUCCCUCAGUGAGGUCAAUGAAACCUUCACGGGAAAACGUUCCUUGAUCAGCGGCUGGGGAAAGACGGGUGACGAGGAAGACCCUUCUCAGACUCUCCAGUACACUGAUGUGACAGUUAUUCCCAACUCAGUAUGCGAGAUGGACUAUAAACCAGGUUUUAUUCGUGAAAGUACGCUGUGUGCUGGAAACAAGAACAAAGGCAUCUGCAGUGGAGACCAUGGUGCACCCCUUGUUCUCAAAGGUAGCUUCAAGCAGAUUGGCAUUGCCAGCUUUUAUUAUGACAAGUGUGAGGUACCUGUACCUGCUGGCUACACCCGAGUAACCUACUUCCUCAACUGGAUCACAAGAACUGCUGGAAUCGAUAUUGAUUGAGAAGCUGUACUGCCUGUGACACACUUCCAUUACUACAUGAUAUUCUGUAUGUAUUUUAAUUAAAAUUAAAAAUUGCACAGAACACUUAAUAAUUGCCAAAAAAUAGGUUCUGAGAACAUUGUUCACCUCAGAGCUAAGAUAGCAUAUAUACAACAUUCAAUUAUUUCUUUGUAUAUGAGGAAGUAGACUGAACUCGCUAUGCUAGAUUGUAGCAUAUA